AUGUAUUUUUCGUUUUUAUUCCUCAGCCUUUGCAUUAUCGGUUUUGUACCAAUCCAAGGUGUAUUUCGAGUUUAUUCUGUUCAACGAGAACUGAUUGAUAGCAAUCAAAAUGUUAUACAAAUUGAAAAACGAGCACUAAUCUUUGAAAAUAAUAACAUAACAAUCGGUACAGUUGACCCUUGCUCUCUUUGCUCGGAUUUCUUUGAAUAUGCAAAAGAGCUUCUUCAUAAAGCAGUGGCUUUCUUCUCCAAUUCGACAACGUUGCACGAAUGUGAGCGUCGUUUUGGACCUUAUGCAGUAUCACAUCCUGUUUGUUUACAAGCUCUUUCUUUACUAGCUCGAUUUUCUAGCUACGUUGGACAUGAACUCAAUUCUACAGUCAUUUGUCAAACUGUAAAAGCUUGUGUUUAA
Molecule: messenger RNA, 411 nt
Organism: Thelazia callipaeda (thelaziosis nematode)
Lineage: Eukaryota; Metazoa; Nematoda; Chromadorea; Rhabditida; Thelaziidae
Source: the annotation of a GenBank genome assembly